CGCAAUAAACAUGGCAACUUUUAAUCCCCAUUCAUACCAACGAGAUACCAGUCAGCCCACUGCAGAGUACACGUCAUUUCCGCCCUGCGCUACAAACCCGCUGUAUAGAGGUUGAGAUCAUUACAGUAAAAGGAAGAAGCUGGCUGCACAACAUUUAUUUGCUAUUCUGUACAUUGGGAAAGUGCUGAAAAAUGAAGAAGAAAUCAGUUAUGAAACGUAAUAAUGGGAGUUUGGAUGGAAAGAAGCAUGAAACAAAAUGCCUGCAGAAGCCAGGCAGUGUAGAACCUCCACCUAAAAGACCGAGGGGACGACCUAAAGGAAGCAAAAGCAAGCGUACAGCCAAAUCUGUGCAAAAGACACCAGUACAAUUUGAAGAUGUGGCUAUAUAUUUCACUGAAGAUGAAUGGAAUUACUUGGAGGAAGGGCAGAAGAGUCUUUACAGAGAUGUCAUGAUGGACAAUUACCAGACCCUCAGCUCAGUGGGUUGUGUUACAGUGAAGCCGAAUAUUAUAGUUAAAAUUGAGCAAGGAGAGGACACUUUCUUUGUAACUACACCUUCUCCAACAAAAAAGGCCAAGAAGAAACCUUUAACUGCCCUAAACACUUCUAUGAUGAGUAAUGAUGAUUUUGAGAACCGUGAUUAUUACCUGAGUAUCGAAAAAUGUGAACCCAUUGAAAAGAGACCGAAAAUUAUAAAAGAGUCACCCGAUAAACUAAAUUCUGUGCCCAUGCUCAAUAUUACAAAGGUAGAGAUAUUAAAUGAAGGACGUCGAUUAAGAAAGUCUUCAGCUAGUCAUAAGGAAACAUGGAGUCCAGUAGCUAUAGAAAGCUUAGAGAUGGAAACCUCAGAAGAGAGUGAGUGUGUGGAAAACUUUUUUGAUGAGGCUGAUGAGGCAGAUGAGGAAUUUCUCCCGGGAUCAAAAAAGAGAACAAGGCAGUAUACGUGCAAUCAAUGUGGGAAAAACUUUGGUCGCAGCUCUGUCCUUCGAAGACACCAGAGAGCUCAUUCUGGAGUUAAACCCUAUUUGUGCGCAGAAUGUGGGAAAAGUUUUGUUCAAAAAUCUCAGCUGAUAGAACAUCAGCGAACUCACACCGGAGAGAAGCCUUACGCUUGUUCUGAGUGUGAUAGGACAUUUAGUCUUUGUUCACAUCUUGUUCAGCACCGGAGAAUCCACACUGGGGAAAGGCCGUAUGUCUGUAGUGAAUGUGGAAAAACUUUUAUUCGUGGGUCAGACCUUGUCCAACACCGUAGAAUCCAUACAGGUGAAAGGUUGUUUGCUUGUACAGAAUGUGAAAAACGAUUUACUCAUCAGUCAGCCCUUCGUCAGCAUCGGAGAAUUCAUUCGGGGGAGAGGCCAUAUAGUUGUGAUAAAUGUGAUAAACGUUUUAAUCACAGUUCGCACCUUGUAAGGCACCUUAGAACUCAUACAGGAGAGAAGCCAUAUUCCUGCACAGAAUGUGGAAAGAGCUUUACAGACAGUUCACAUCUGAUUAACCAUCAGAGAACACACACAGGGGAAAAGCCCUAUAACUGUAAUGAAUGUGGUAAAACCUUCACCUACAAUGCAGGUCUCAUACUACAUAAAAGAACUCACACAGGAGAAAGACCAUAUGUUUGCAACAAGUGUGGGAAAAGCUUUAAAGGCAGUACACACCUUCUUAGACAUAUGAGGAUACAUACAGGCGAGAGGCCAUAUGUAUGUACCGAUUGUGGGAAAACUUUUACUGACAGUUCUCACCUGGUCAGCCACAAGCGUAGACACACGGGUGAAAGGCCUUACCCAUGCACAGAAUGCGGGAAAAGUUUUUCUAUGAAAUCAUAUCUUGUUCAGCAUCAAAUUAUUCACACAGGAGAAAGGCCAUAUGAUUGUACAGAGUGUGGGAAAUCAUUUAAAUGGUAUACUGCUCUUAUGCAGCAUCAGAGGAUUCACCUGGGUGAGAGGCCGUAUGAGUGUACGGAAUGUGGGAAAGGGUUUAUAUCCUCAAAAUAUUUUAUAGUUCAUCAGAGAACACACACAGGGGAGAGACCAUAUGAAUGCACUAUAUGUGGAAAAAAAUUUACCCAGAGUUCUAGUUUGGCUCGACACCUUAGGGUCCACUCAGAGGUUAAACCUUUUAUGUGUACAGAUUGUGGAAAAAGUUUUAGUCAAAAUUCCCACCUGGUAACUCACCAGAGAAUUCACACAGGUGAAAGACCUUACAGCUGUAAUGAAUGUGGAAAAUGUUUUAGUGGAAGUUCGAACCUUGUCAAGCACAAAAAGGUCCAUGCUGGAGAAAAGUCCUGGCACUGUCCAGGAUGUGGAAAAAGCUUUACUUGCAGUUCACAGCUCCGUACACACCUCAGAGUUCACACCAACGAAAAACCCUACGCUUGUGAAAUAUGCGGAAAAUGCUUUAGUAGCAGCUCAAAUCUGGUCACCCAUCAAAGAGUCCAUACAGGGGAGAGACCUUAUAAAUGCACUGAAUGUGGGAAGAGAUUUACUCAGAGCUCCAGUCUGGUUGUGCAUUGGAGAGUGCAUACUGUAGAGAAGCUUUUUACAUGCUCAGAUUGCGGCAAAAGCUUUAGUCAUAACUCUCUUCUCAUCAAGCACCAGAAAAUCCACACAGAGGAAAGGCCCUAUGUUUGUGUAGAGUGUGGAAAAGGUUUCACAGGCAGUUCUGCUCUUGUUAGACAUCAGCGAGUUCAUACUGAAGAGAGACCCUUUACUUGCAGUGAAUGUGGGAAAAGGUUUAAGGACAAAUCAAGUCUUGUAAGACACAAUAGAAUCCAUGCAGACGAGAAACCAUAUGCAUGUGCAAGCUGUGGCGAAGUGUUUAGUGAUGGGGCUACUUUGUUGGAACAUCUUCGCAUCCACAUUCCUACAGAUUAAAUUAAAUAGACAAAUUAUGAAAUAUUUUUUAGCAGUUCUUACGUAAAAACAGUCUUAUCCAAUUAUCUUCAGUGAAACAUGUAUUUAUUGAUCUAAGAUCAAAGCUCUUUAUAAACAUUAAAGGGACAUGUUACCCAAUUACUGAAUCAUGAAAGUGGUGCAGCAUAUUUAUAAAAAGCUGACUAGAAAAUUUUACAUGAACAUCUUUAUGUAAAAAAGGAAAACAUUUUACCUCAAAAUUUCCUCAUCCCGCUGUAAAGGGACUUUAAGAAACCAAUCAGGAUGCUUACCCCGGGACUUGCAAGGGAGGGUGCAUCUUACAUGUGCAGGCACAGUCACUUUAUUUUCCUCCUCAGUGUAAGGAAAUCUACUAUUUAAUCUUGGGAUUUAUUGAGAUCACAAUAAAGCAGAGUGUGAACUCAGAUCUGAUAAAUGCUGAUUGGCUAUUUUUUUUUCAUUAUGCAGAUGACAGUAGCUGAAGAAUAACUGCUCACAAGAGCACUUACUCUGGUGAGCUGAAGACAUUUUGAGGUAAAAUAUCUUCCAUUUUUACAUUGAGGUGUUCAUGUCAUAAUUGAUAGCUUUUUUACACAUAUGCUAUAUCAUGUUCAAGUGAUUUAACAUAUGGGUAACGUACCAAAAUCAGUAUUCAUUGUUAAUUACUUUAUUGGCUUUUAAUUUCAGUAAUCUUG
Molecule: messenger RNA, 3562 nt
Organism: Bombina bombina (fire-bellied toad)
Lineage: Eukaryota; Metazoa; Chordata; Amphibia; Anura; Bombinatoridae
Product: zinc finger protein 883
Exons: 8
Coding region: 192-2870 (892 amino acids)
Biological process (GO): regulation of transcription by RNA polymerase II
Cellular component (GO): nucleus
Molecular function (GO): DNA-binding transcription activator activity, RNA polymerase II-specific; RNA polymerase II cis-regulatory region sequence-specific DNA binding
Source: RefSeq, a predicted model, not a curated record